AUGACCCGAAGGCCCACCCCUCAGUUGACGGCGCAGCAGAUCUUGGCCCGUCGUGUGGUGGCAACACCACGAAGUUGUAUCAGCAAAGUGCUGGACUUGAGCGGUCACACGGCAGACUUCGGAAGGCAUGGCUCGAACCCACGGGAGAAGAUCUCGCCGUGGGAAGACAAAAUGCCGGUGUUCAAAAGCGACCUGACCGCUGGGACGACGAAAGGUACUUUCCACAUCCCAGGCUACCAGGGUGUCACUCCCAGCUGUCCAGGCUUCAGUGAGCACCAGCUCCGCGUCGCAAGGGCUCAAGCCAGGUCAGUUGACAAAACCAACAUAGUGCAGAUCUUCCACCAGGAAGUGGUUGGAUAUGGUGGGCAUGUACCGGAAGCAGUUUGCAACGACUUUGGGGGACGAAAGCCGACAGAUCUCACGACUUUUGGCCAUGACUUCAAGCCUCACAAAGCAGGCGCGCUGUGCUGA
Molecule: messenger RNA, 471 nt
Organism: Symbiodinium natans
Lineage: Eukaryota; Dinophyceae; Suessiales; Symbiodiniaceae
Source: the annotation of a GenBank genome assembly